UGUCUUUACUAAAUAUAAGUAAUACAUAUCACAAUUAUUGAAGAAAUAUUACAAUUAAAGUUAUAGACACAAAUAAUAAAGGGUUCUGCAUCCUUCAUGUUCACUAGAAUGUGUAUAAUUAUUGCUGAAUAACGCUGCUGAAUUGCUGAAUGCGUAAAAGCGGCGCAGUAAUGAUGCGCAAAAAGCGCCCAGGUGAUCAGGUGACCAAACCGAAAAAAAACCCCAAUCAUAUGACCGGCACGCGGUAAAAGACAAUGAAACCUGCCAAGUCCGUGUAUAAAAUCCUGUAAAGGGGAUGUGUGAUUAUCUCAGCUGGUUUUAAGGCGGAAGUUUACUUGCAUCGAGCGUUUACAGGACGUAGUCAAGUCUGCACUCAUUCGCACCCGUCACCGCGCUGAACGAUGCACUUGGCGGUGCUGUUAUUGUGCGCCGUAUGCGUCGCUUGUGUGAGCGGAGCCCGAUACACUCCGGACUGGAAGAGUCUGGACGCAAGACCUCUGCCUGAAUGGUACGACCAGGCGAAGUUCGGGCUCUUCGUUCACUGGGGUGUGUUUUCAGUGCCGGCGUUCGGCAGCGAGUGGUUCUGGUGGUACUGGCAGGGUUCACUGAGUCCUGAGUACAUUGCCUUUAUGUUGAAGAACUAUCCUCCGGGAUUCUCCUACGCCGAGUUCGCGCCGCAGUUCAACGCGCAGUUUUUCCAGCCGGACGACUGGGCGGAAGUGUUCGAGGCUUCCGGGGCCAAGUACGUUGUUUUCACUACAAAACACCACGAAGGUUUCACUAACUGGGGAUCGUCGACGUCAUGGAACUGGAACUCGGUUGAUAACGGGCCACACAGGGACCUGGUCGGCGAGCUGGGGACUGCAAUACGGAAAAGGUCUCUGCACUAUGGAAUCUACCACUCCUUGUAUGAAUGGUUCAACCCCCUGUAUCUAAAAGAUAAGCAGUCCGGGUUUAAGACCCAGGAAUUUGUUUUUAGCAAAACCUUACCCGAGCUCGUCGACCUUGUCAUGAGGUACAAGCCAGAGCUGAUCUGGUCAGAUGGGGAUUGGGAAGCGCCUGACACUUACUGGAACUCCACUGAAUUCUUAUCUUGGCUUUACAAUGACAGUCCAGUCAAGGAUGUCAUUGUGGUGAAUGACCGAUGGGGGAACGGGACGUACUGUAAACAUGGCGGCUACUACAACUGCGCCGAUAAGUUCACUCCAUCCACAAUGCCCAAGCACAAAUGGGAGAAAUGUAAUUCGAUAGACACAGUGUCCUGGGGUUAUCGUAGGAACAUGAAGCUCCAUGAUUUGAUGGAUCUGCCUACCAUUAUAAAGGAUCUUGUCUUCACUGUAGCCUAUGGAGGGAACUACCUGCUGAAUAUCGGCCCUACGUCUGAUGGGAUCAUCCCGACCAUGUUCGAGGAGCGUCUCCGUGGUGUUGGCGCCUGGCUGAAGGUUAACGGUGAGGCAAUCUACGCCACGACGCCUUGGAGAAUUCAGGCUGAGAAUGCCACUGUGCCAGUCUGGUACACUUCCAAAGGCAAAACUGUGUAUGCUAUCUUUCACACACAACCGCACCAGUACUCAUUUCAGCUCGGCUCUCCUGUAACCACAGACUCAACUGUGGUGACACUGUUGGGAACCUCUGAGCCAUUAAAAUGGGCUCCUCUGCAUUCAUCCGGACUCAUCAUGCUGCUGCCCGAGCUGCCGUGCAAUGCUGCCGGGGCGUGGGCCAUCAAACUGGACGGAGUUGCUUAAUGUACUGUGUAGUGUGGCGCAUAGGAGGGAGGGGUUUUAGGUGAUUUUUUUUUUCUUCACACUGUCGAUCGUGCCUUAAUGUUUUGCCUUUAAAAUUUUUUACAAAUUCAUUACUUUUUUUUUUAUUUGAUUUUAUAUAUGCACUGUAUACAAAUCACUGAAUUACUGAAUCUGUGGCAAAUAAAUUCAUUUUGUUCAUUUAUAAAA
Messenger RNA from Silurus meridionalis, 1952 nucleotides. RefSeq names its product tissue alpha-L-fucosidase-like. NCBI's taxonomy places the organism in Eukaryota, Metazoa, Chordata, Actinopteri, Siluriformes, Siluridae. The coding region runs from base 402 to 1745 and encodes 447 amino acids. Gene Ontology annotation, molecular function: alpha-L-fucosidase activity. Gene Ontology annotation, cellular component: lysosome. The transcript has 8 exons. The record is from RefSeq and is a predicted model, not a curated record. Gene Ontology annotation, biological process: fucose metabolic process; glycoside catabolic process.